Carassius auratus (goldfish) is the source of this 3065-nucleotide messenger RNA. Its product is annotated as protein amnionless-like. Gene Ontology annotation, biological process: intracellular protein localization; receptor-mediated endocytosis. NCBI's taxonomy places the organism in Eukaryota, Metazoa, Chordata, Actinopteri, Cypriniformes, Cyprinidae. The record is from RefSeq and is a predicted model, not a curated record. The transcript has a single exon. Gene Ontology annotation, cellular component: apical plasma membrane; endocytic vesicle. Bases 1388 to 2815 code for a protein of 475 amino acids.
UCAUUUACGCUGUCCUCCUUUAGUGACUCAAAUAAUGAUUCCUAAAUCAAAUAGUAUGCAAAUAUCUGUUUUUGUUGUUAUUUCAUUUACACAAAGAUUUGUACAUGAAAAAAAAAAAAAAAAAAAAAAAAUCCUUAUCCAAUGUUUACAAACGAUUGUCACUGGUCCAUUAUCUGACUAGCAGUGAGAAAAAGAACAGGUAUAACAUGAUAUCUCCGUCUAGAUGCUGCUUAGCAUUAGCAUUGUCCUGCUCAGAUACUAAUUAAAGUGACUAGCUGUUCUGAAACAACAGUAAAAGGACAACAAAGGCCGAGAUAAGCUGAGGUUUGCGUUCUUGUGAUCUUAGCUGUUCCAUGUCAACAUUAUUUUUUAUCUAUUUUUUGUGCUGAAUAAUAGCAAAAGUCAGGGGAGAUGUAAAAUAAAAAAUAAAAAAAAGAAGAAAAAAUACAUAUACAAGGUAAUAUAGAGUAACUUGGAGAGUAAUUGUAGCAUAUGUGCUAAUCCUUCAAGGUAUUGUUUUUGUAUCUUUAUUUAAUUAUGUUUUGUUGUAUCAUGGCUGAACACCUCAUUACCUGCCAAGUCUCUAAAUUAGCCAAUCAGGAACACUAUUUGGCUGUAAAACAUUUAAGCAAAUUACGUGUUUGCUGACAUUGAACUGGAUGUCAUGUCUAUGUAGAGCAUGGUUUUUGAGAGAGGGCUUGUUGUUAAAGUGACUGAGCUAGUGUAAUUCAGCGGCUAAAGGUGCGUUUAUGCCACUGAAUUGUGAUUACUGUGAUUGCGAGAUUCUUGUAAAAAGCAUCCACGUUCCCACAGAACACGUAAUUACAACUUUUGAACUGGGAGUUUUCUGAGAACUAGAGCUUGUCCCACCCGACUUCCUCAGAUUUAUUAGACACUGCGUUUAGGCAUUGAUAGUGCAAUAGUUACGAGUCCAAGGGAGUGAACAGCUCCAAGUAGAGUGUCACGUGUUGUCAUCUCGAAAUCACAGUAAUAACCACAUGGAUUGAAUGCAGCGUAAGUUUGCAAAAUGGUGGAAAUCACUUACAGAAUCUUUCAAUUACACUGUAUAUACUGAAGUAACAUUAUAUUUAAGAAGAAACAUGAGAGAGACAGAGAGAGGGAGGUAAUGUAACAAUUAAGUUUUUCUUAUAUCCUUAGACCAUGUUUUUCUUGAAACUCGCUGCUAGAAGUACUGUACACAACAGAGCACCAACAGGUUGUCUUAAAUAUAUUUGUGCUUUUUUUGUCAUUUUGGUAGAUGUUUUACUGACAAAACAGCUCUUGUGAAUUUGUCACUAAGUUAAAGAGUGAGCACUCAUGUGAUAGUCGCACCGUUAGUGACCGACCAAAGGUCACUCUGUCUUUCUUCCUACACAUUCCUUUCACCAUGGCUCUUCGACACAAUGUCUUGAUUUUCCUUUGCAUUUUACCUUUUGCUAACGCUCUCUACAAGCAAUGGAUUCCAGACACCAAUUUUGAAAAUGCUACCAACUGGGAUAAAGGCUCUGUACCCUGCGGUAACGACCAAGUUGUGUUUUUAGCUCAGAGGAAAGUAUCAGUGUAUGUCGAAACGGCUCACACUAUCGCUGGAAUGAGCUUGCCGGUGGAUGGAGAGCUGAUUCUGGCAUCCGGCGCUGGGUUUACUGUAAGAGAGGGUGGAGAUCCUGGUUGUGGAUCUGGGGUCACGGCACACUUUAAAGACCCAGAAUCUCUGAAAUGGUUCGAUCCAUCGAUGUGGGUGGCUGCGACCACUAUCGACGAUCUGCACAGAGGUACAUAUCAGUUUUCAGUCCACGAGGAGAGUGUCCCGUGCCAGUUUGACGACGUGGUAUUUCGAGAGGGCACCUCAUUCCGUGUGGACGUUUCAUCUGAUCAUGACGUGCCCGUGAAGAGUGUGUCUGUUUUUGGGAAAAAGUUCACCAGCAGCUUUGAGUUUUCUCAGUACCUGACGUCCAAUUCUGGCAAGCUGCAGUUCCAUGGCUCCUCAACCCUUAAAGUUGGUAGUUCAGGCUGUGACGAUAACACGGGAUGCAUCUGUGAUAACUCCGGAAAUCGAGACAAGAUCUGCUCAAAUGUGAAAUGCGAUUCAUUGGCGUGCAAGAAACCCCUGCACCCGGUGGGACACUGCUGCGAUGUUUGUGGUGCCAUCGUGAACGUUGAGUUCUCUUCGAGCUUCAACUUUGAGUCGUAUCGCCAGCGGCUGCAGCACCUCUUUCUCAAUCAGCAUAAGUAUGAAUCGACACAGAUGGCCAUGUCGAAGGUGUCAAAAGAGCAGAGGCUGCUGCGAGUGAUUCCUUUCGGAGCCACUCAGGAGAUUCAGGUGGUGCUUCUGGAUCAGAAGACAGGUCAGGAUGCCGGGAAGCUGGCUGAAGCUCUCGCUCGAGACGUAGUGCGGGAUGUGCACAACCACGGCUUGAACUUCGGCAUCACCAGCGCAGAGUUUCAGGCGUCAUCAGGGGCGAGCAGCAGCGAGGCGGCUGGAAACAGUGCAGGGGUCGUGGUGGGCGCAGUGCUGGGCUCCCUGCUUGGAGUGGGUUUACUUGCAGUUGUUGUGUUGCUUUACCGUCGUGGCAUUGUUAAGAUACCCAGAAUGCCUAGCAUCCCCUCGUUUACCAAAUGGAAGAACAGUAGUGACAUUGGGGAGCUUGGCGGCACCUUGGACCAGGGCUUUGACAACCCCAUGUUUGACAAACCGACUAUGAUGCCUGAGGAACCAGGGCUGUACGGGACAGAGAUGACAAACUCAAUAACCCUAACUCAGUCAGGAGUGCAUUUCGUAAAUCCUGUUUACGAUGAAACUGAUUUUAGUGCAUGAAAGGUUUAGUAUCACUUGAUCUGAUGGGGGAUGUGAUGGCAAAAUAAUUCUUAAGGAUUUUAACACAGCAUAACAAUCAUUGAUGAUUUAAUCAGAAUCACACACUGAAACGUGUUUUAUCUGGGUGCUUUUGGUAAACACACACACACACACACAUAUAUAUAUAUAUAGUUCUGUAUGUUGUGAUGGAAAGAUGAAUUUCAUACUGCAUAAUCAUUUCUCUUAAUAAAAAAAUUGAAGCAUUUGAGAU